Messenger RNA from Theileria equi strain WA, 3729 nucleotides. Its product is annotated as LCCL domain-containing protein. The record is from RefSeq and is a predicted model, not a curated record. The coding region runs from base 1 to 3729 and encodes 1242 amino acids. NCBI's taxonomy places the organism in Eukaryota, Apicomplexa, Aconoidasida, Piroplasmida, Theileriidae. Gene Ontology annotation, cellular component: membrane. Gene Ontology annotation, molecular function: protein binding. The transcript has 8 exons.
AUGUUCUCCAUAUUCUCGAGGUUCUGUAUGAGAGAACGCGGUAUAGUCCUGAUUUUCUUAUUUUUUGUUUCUUUUAAUACUUUGAAUUUUUACAAAGCUGAAGAAUGGUGUAGAGUAAGCACAAAUGGUGCAGAAUCUAAAUAUGAACAAUGUCUACCUGAAGAUAGUUCAUAUACCACCUAUGUUAUUGACAUAAUACCUUUAAUAUCGGAAGAUAUCUAUCUGACUGAGGAUAUCAUUAUCAAGCUAAACGGCACUGGAAAACAAACAAAACCAAUCACUAUAGUCACGCAAGAUGGAACUAUAACAAGGUUGUCUGUUGAUCGUAUUGAUGUUGGUGAUCUGACUUCCAUUGAUAUAAAUCUCAGUGAAUCUAAUUGGGGUUGUGAAAAAAUAACCGUUUUCAAGGGCUCAAAAUUUUGGGUUUUUGACUGCUCACCAUCGGGAGAUUUAAACAGUGAUGAUAAAACAACACGGUUUCUCUUGUCUGGAAAUAGGAUAUACACCUUGAGUAUACAAACCGGUAUUCAAAAGGAUGCAGGAACAAAUGGAACAAUAGGGCUUACUUUGAUUGGUUCAAAUGGAAAGACUAACGAAAAAAAAUUGUCUAAUUCAUUCGACUCUGGGUCCUAUCUAACGUUUCAAGUAAAGGCAGCAGAUAUUGGUGAUCUCAUCGGAAUUGUACUUUCUAAUGAUUCAAAAAACUCUCCAUGGUAUUGUGAAGAUGUUAGAGUGCUAAUAAAUGACAAUGUUAUUAAAGCAUUUCCAAUAAAACGGUGGAUUGGUGAACCUUACGAAGCUGUAAUAGAGAUAACCUCAGAAAUCGGGACAAGUAUUACUAACUUGAGUGAAACUUCCCCUAUUGAUAUACAAUGCAGUACUCGUGCUAUAGAUAUAUAUUCUGAGACAGUAACAAGAAAUUUCAAUAUUACUGUUAGAUGCCCAAUUAAUUGUCAAAACGAUCAUCUCAUCCACAUAGAAGGGUCAUCAUUGCAUCCAUCUUCUACAUCCAUAUGCGCAUCAGCUAUUUUUGAUGGCGUUAUGUCUCCAUCAGGGGGUGAAGUUGUAGUCUCAGUGGUAAAACCAGUAAAGAAGUUCUUUGGAGGUAACAACAAAGAAUACAAUUUAUUCUCUGAGGAUUAUGAACCAUCUGCAGAUGCGAACUACUAUAGUUUCUUCACAUUUUUAAACAAUAGUAUUGAUAACAUCGAUACAAAUGUGCGAUUGGUUGAUGGUUUUGGAAUGUUGAGCUCAUUUGGAAGACUUGAAGUACUUAAGAAUGGUAGAUGGGGAACUGUUUGCAAAAAGGGAAAAUCUGGCAUAUUUGAUAACAAUGCAGCAAGAUUAGUUUGCAAUACUCUAGGGUUUAAUAAAGCAAUAGUUAUCAAUGAAAACUGCAUCAAUGUGAACAAUCAGAAUCUAUGUGCUCCUACCGGAUAUGAUGUUUCAUAUGCAGGAAUAACAUGUCUUGGUAAUGAGGAUGAUAUUAAUAAAUGUAAUCUUGAGGAUCCAAGUAUAGAUUGCAAGAAUCACAAAGAUGAUGUUGUUAUUAAAUGUACGAACUCCCCUAUUACAAAUGAAAUCGAGUAUGGAACUUUGAGGAUUGUAGAUGCUACAGGUGCACCGUCCUCAACCGGAACUGGUAGACUAGAAAUCUAUAAUAACGGUUUUGGUAGUAUUUGUAACGAAUUUUGGACAAAGACUGCCGAAAAAAUAGCAUGCCUGGAAAUGGGAUAUUCUGGAGUUAGAAAUGGAGGAAUAUCCGAUAGAACCUGUUCAGAUUUCAAUGGAAUUAAUCUUUGUGCUCCAAUUUCAAAAAGGAUAGCUGCUAAUAGUUUUAAGUGUAUAGGAACAGAAAAUCGUUUGAAGCAAUGCUUUCACGACUCAAAUGAUGAUAUUUAUUGUACUCAUGAUCAAGAUGUUAUUAUUUCGUGCACUGGCAAUGGUGAUCCCAGUGAAUUCAGGCACAAACGGCGCGCAGAAGCAUUCACACCAACUAUGAAAAAAAUUGGAAAAACAAUAAAUUUAACAUGUUAUGACAACUUCCUAUCACAUUCUGAAUUCAAAAAUGAUAUCGGAAAAUAUGUUUUAGCGUUCUGCCCAAACGAUUGUAUGGAUGAACCCUCCCCUAUAAAAGGCACUUUUAUUUACACUAGCGACUCAUCAAUAUGUAAAGCAGCCAUUCACUCAGGGGUUAUAGAUAAUAAUGGUGGAGAGAUUGUAGUCAUAACUGGUAUCAAUCAACCCAUGUUUUAUGGCUCAUCCAUGAAUGGCAUUACAAGCAUAAGUGUGUCAAGAGAUGGUGAUGAUCCAAAGAUGCGUUCUUUUAUGAUUUCUAAGGCUACAAAAUUUAUUAUGUCUAACCAAAUAAAGUCAAAACCUAAAAAGGGAACUCACCUCGUAAACCCUAUUAAACCAGCAUCCGAAAAGUCCACUGUAUAUGUACCAUCCAAGUUUACUUGGAUUCCAGAUAUAGGAUGGAAAGGUUUUAACGGUAAAUCAAGUGAUUUCAUAACUACAAAAGAUAUGCCUGGCGAUAAACUUAUAAAGGCGUUCAAGGACUUUACAUUCAUAGUUACUCUUGUCCCUACGGGUGGAAAUGGAAAAUGGAAUACAAUUUUCUCUUUUCAGAACUGUGGUGGAUUGACAUGUGUUAUUGACAACUUUGGUGAAAUAAUCUUACAGGAAAAUUGCAAAGCACAUCUUCUGAAGACGUCUUAUUUUCCGGCUACAGGAAAACAAAUUCACCUUGCUAUAAUGUACUAUAAUCUAACAAGAGAUCUUUGCAUGUUUGUAAAUGGAGAAAUGGUUGUCAAUGAGACAACGGAAUUCGAUUUCGAUUUGCAAGGUGAGCUGAUAAUCGGAAAGGCAGGUGAUACCGAUUCCGACUAUUUUAUCGGCCAAAUCACUUCGUUUGAAGCAUACGGUUAUACUAUAUCACCGGAGCAGAUAAGACAUAAUAUGCUUGAACGUAAUAACAAUUUUUAUGAACACCUAUCAAAGGUUCGUGUAACCAUGGAAGGGAAUGUAUGUUUAAGCAAAUGCAUCAAAAGAUCAACUAUCCCAAUCAAGGAUAAAAAUAUUAAUGUAACGAAUCCAGCGAUCUCACUUGGUUGUGCAGAUACGCUUCAUAAUGAAAAUUUUAAUGGGCCAAUUGGAAAACAAUUCUUAGUAUCAUGUACUAAAUCAUGCAUUGACGCAAAUGUUCCUGUGAAAGGAAGUAAAAUUUAUACAUCUGACAGUUCUAUAUGUAAAUCAGCACUUCAUGCCGGUGUUAUACCAAAAGAAGGAGGUGAACUUAUUGUUACAACUUUAUAUGGGUUCGCUAGCUACGACAACUGCCAUGGCCACUUUGGUACAGUUAUCAGUUAUAGCGUAUAUAUGAUAUUCAGGAAUAACGAGCCAGAAAUCAAACGUACCGUAUCUGAGGUCGUUCUCGGUGCACAGAGCACCUCAACUUCUACACCUAUCUUGUACAGAUGUCUAUGGUUCAGGUAUUGUACAAGUUAUGUGCCAAUUUUAAAUGUAUUAGGUGUAUACAGUCCUAUUUCAUCACUGUGCCAAGCUGCAAUACACUCUGGAAAGAUGGAUAACAGUGGUGGUGAGGUCGAAAUUGAAGUUAAAGGAAAGAUGAACAAUUUCCAGUCAAACAAUUCAAAUGGAAUCCUAUCACGUUCUAGUGGGCAAUACCUCAAAAGUUUUUCAGUCAUUGAAUCGACGAAAAAAUAA